AUGGAAAAGGACAGUAAAGACGUGAAAGCCGGUGAUAAAAGAACCAGAGACAAUGUGAGCAGCGUGAGUGACAAUAGCAUGUGUGAGCAAGUAAGUGUAAGGCAAAAGAAAAAGAAACAGAAGAACGUUAAUAAAGUUAAAAGCGAUGACGACGAUACAGACAUAGAAAUUGCUACAGAACUAAAAAGCAUUAAUGAAAAACUGAAAAACGUCAUUACCAAGGACAGCAAAGAACUUAAGGAUCUAGUUAAAGAGAUAGUCAUUCAGCUGAAGGAAGAACUGUUUAGUACAUUUAUACAAAGAUUAGAUAAAAUGGAGGGAGAACUGUUUGAUAAUGACAUUGAAAACAACAAGAAGACCAAACAAAUAGACGACUUACGUGGGGAGCUACAAGAACAAAAAGAAGAAAAUGAACGCCUAAAAAAAGCCUUGAAAAACAACGAGUAUGCAAACCAACUCCACAUAAAUGAACUUGAGCAAUAUAGCAGAAGGAACAACAUACGGAUAGAGGGGAUAGAAGACAGCGAAAGAGAGAAUUAUAUAGAAACGACAGAAAAGGUGAUAAACACUCUGAACGCCCACAUUCCAGAUUUGAAUUUAUCAAAGAUUGACAUCGACAUAAGUCAUCGGAUUGGUCCUUUUCAGCGACAGAAAAAAGGCCUAUAA
Dreissena polymorpha is the source of this 666-nucleotide messenger RNA. RefSeq names its product myosin-6-like. The transcript has a single exon. Bases 1 to 666 code for a protein of 221 amino acids. Lineage: Eukaryota; Metazoa; Mollusca; Bivalvia; Myida; Dreissenidae. The record is from RefSeq and is a predicted model, not a curated record.